AUGCCGCUUGCGCCGCUUAUACGCCCCAUGUCCCCGCUGCAGACGCAGUGCGCCCCGUCGCUGCCGGAGCCGUACUCUCUUGACGACGUUGUUCUCCAGCCCUUUUCCGCGGCGGCGUCGUCGAUGCCCGCCGGUGCGUGGGAUCAAGACACAUCCCUCGUUGCGGUGUCUGGAGCUGUUGCACCAGAGUCGCGGCGUAGUAGCCCCGCCGCGCCUCUCUCUGGGGUUGGUGCUGCCAGCGUACCACCCACGGACAUGUGGACGCCGGCACUACCACCGCUGCUGACUCCUACGCUGGCGCCUACAUUUCACAGUAUGGUGGAAGAUGCACUGAGUGUGGAGAUGCUGCGAGAAAGCUACGCCGCCCAGCUCCAGAAGAAUUGCCAGCAUUACUCGGUUGUUGAGGGUUUGCGGUGCACUUCAGAUGGAGCCGCCGCUCGCGCUGGGUCUUGUCGCGGCAGCGAUGCAGGUGGCCCAAAAGUGUUCUCUGCCAUUGACGCGGUCCAUUUUGGACAUUCAAGGAGCGCGCCGCUGCCAAGUCUUGCACUGUCUUCCCCUAUCCACCCCUACCUCAGCGCCGCAAGGGCGCGCACUAGUGUUGCGCACAAAGCUCCAGCAGAUGAACUAUCGUCUGCUGCAACGUUGUCGUCGCUGCUGCAUUCUUCGGCAACGACAGCGAUGGCGGCGGCACGACCGUCUUACGGCGCUGCUCUCUUGCGCAAACGCCCGCCUGGCACGCAGGCAGACCACAGGGAAGGGUGUCGCUUGCAUCUGCCGGCGCAAAAGCGGGUGCAGCCCUCUUCAUCCCAAUCCCUCUCCGAACGACGUGCCCACGACAGAUGGGAGGCUGUGCCCCCUAUGUCGCCGCUCUCGUCCUGCGGCUGUGCCUCGACUGCAACCGCGAGCGGCAAAACGGGCCCGAGCAAGUCUUACACCACCGUCCCUUUUAGUGCGUCGGCGAAGUGCCACCACGGCACGGGCGUGAGUGACUGCACCGGUCGCCCACACGCGAUUUCUAUUGCGGCGUCUUCUGCCGUGGGGAAAGGCGGCGAGGCAGCAGCGACCAACAAGCCCGCUGGCGGCGGCGCAACUGUCUCGAAUGCUGGAGUGGCUCCUCCACGUGGACAGACGAAGGUGGAAGCCUCCGUGGCACUGCCUUGCUACGCCCCUGACAGUGCCUCUAGUAGCGGAGAGGACGAGGACACAUUUUUCGACCCCCCAUGCGGCCUUUCAAGAAAGGUACUCCAAACAAUACAACCAGAGCCGGCCACCGAGCCGGUGCGAAAGCCAGCGGCACAGAAGCAGGGGAAGACCGCCAGAAACACGGCGCCGACCACGAGGUCCUCUGGUAGUGCUGCUUGUGCCCCUGCGACUGGAUCCGCAGCUUCACCAGCUGCCGAGUCUCACCUGCCUCGCUACGUCUAUCCAGCUUUGGAGGAAUGCCGUCGCUUGCUGAACGAGAUCCGCAUCGUCAGCCCGUUGAUGCGUCGCUGCCUUACCCCACCGCGACCCCUGGAGAGCUCCUCUGGCGGCGGCAGCGGUGCUGCCACAGCUGCUUCGGCUCCCUCUACAUUCUCGUCAGCACGCGCGCCAUCAAGAAACAUUCCUGCACCGCCACAGGGUAACGCCUUUCCCUUUCUUGCUGCAGCCGCCACCGCCGCUGCCCCACCAAAGCGAGCAACUCUUGCUCCAAGGCCUGAGGCGCGCCGGCUGUACCACUGGGACGCGGCCACCGCCGCCGAGGACCUCGCAUUCAUGCGUGGGCCGUUCCAGCAGUCCUCGGAGCGCUUCACCACCUCUGUAGCCGGCCAACUGCAGCGCCUACAAGCUCUCGGGAUACGCCUCUAUGGCAAAGACUAUGACACAUCGACCUCUCAGGCCGAGGUGCACGCCCCCGCUAGGGGGAGGUGGUCGUUGCCUUCUGCAGCACCUUUGGCCUCGCCCUGGGACUCUGCAGUGCUCCAUUUUGAUGAUGACCAGUGCGACCGUGCGGACAACAACGUUGCAGAGCUGCCCUCUGAGCGUCUGCGGCGUCUCUUGCGGGAGACGGAGGCGGCGCUUCCAUCCUUGCUGGAACGCGAAGCACAGCCACCGCUCUCCGCUACCCCCGCCACCGCCUUGCUUGCCCCAUUCUCCUCUUCAAUCCGCUAUGCUCGCGAUAGCAGGAAUGACUACAGCCACAGCGCCCAUGAUGGUGCUGCCACGGGUCGCGCAGCCGGCGUGUUCACGCCGCCGAUGGAGAACCUGCUUCCCUUCUCAUCCAUCUCCGGCUCUUUGACGCCAGCCCGGCCAGCGAUGCUAUCGUCCCUCUCGUAUGGCGAGUAG
Messenger RNA from Leishmania mexicana MHOM/GT/2001/U1103, 2325 nucleotides. RefSeq lists its product as hypothetical. The record is from RefSeq and is a predicted model, not a curated record. Bases 1 to 2325 code for a protein of 774 amino acids. Lineage: Eukaryota; Euglenozoa; Kinetoplastea; Trypanosomatida; Trypanosomatidae. The transcript has a single exon.